Camponotus floridanus (Florida carpenter ant) is the source of this 1612-nucleotide messenger RNA. It is a transcript of the gene twf, whose product is annotated as twinfilin. Gene Ontology annotation, biological process: actin filament depolymerization; barbed-end actin filament capping; regulation of lamellipodium assembly. NCBI's taxonomy places the organism in Eukaryota, Metazoa, Arthropoda, Insecta, Hymenoptera, Formicidae. Bases 93 to 1139 code for a protein of 348 amino acids. Gene Ontology annotation, cellular component: actin filament; cytoplasm; myofibril. Gene Ontology annotation, molecular function: actin filament binding; actin monomer binding. The record is from RefSeq and is a predicted model, not a curated record. The transcript is spliced from 5 exons.
CCCCAAAAAAAAAAAAUCUUUGGCAGAUAGAAAAAAUUCCUCGCAAAUAACCGACAUAUUUUGACACGGCAACAGCUGUAGCUCUUCGCAAAAUGUCACAUCAGACGGGAAUCAAAGCCAAUGAUGCAUUGAAGAAGUUGUUUGCGAAAUGCCGUGACGGAAAAAUUCGAGUACUGAAGGUUUCGAUAGAAAAUGAACAAUUGACUCCAAUGUCUAGUUCCAAGCCAAUAAACAAGUGGCAGGAUGAUUAUGAUAAAAUGAUCAAACCAUUAAUUGUGGAAAAUCAGCCAGCUUAUAUCCUCUAUAGAUUAGAUACCAAAUCACCAGAUUCUGGUUACGAUUGGUUAUUCAUAUCCUGGUCUCCUGAUACCGCACCAGUGAGACAAAAAAUGCUUUAUGCCUCUACUAAAGCUACAUUGAAGCAAGAAUUUGGUACAUCUUCGAUAAAAGAAGAAUUACAUGGCACAGUUCCAGAAGAUAUUACAUUAGAUGGUUAUCACAAGCAUAAGAGAAAUGAUACGGUACCUGUACCACUGACAACAGCGGAGGAAGAAUUAGCUGAAUUGAAAAAGACUACAGCGACUACUGACUACAGUGUAGAAACAAGGCAUCAGACAUUAAGUGGUGUAGCAUUUCCAGUAACAGAUGAAGCCAAACAGGCUAUUAUGGAGUUAGAAAAGGGAAUUCAUGAAUAUGUCCAAUUAAAAAUUGAAUUAGAUGAAGAAAAAAUACAUUUAGUAACAGCUUGUGAUGUUUCAUUAGAUAAAUUACCUACUAAAAUUCCAUCUGAUGCUGCUAGAUAUCAUCUUUAUAAUUUUAAACAUACUCAUGAAGGAGAUUACACAGAAAGUAUAGUUUUUAUAUAUAGCAUGCCAGGAUAUAGUUGCAGUAUUAAAGAAAGAAUGUUGUAUUCAUCAUGCAAAGCACCUCUUCUUGAUCUUAUCCAAUCUCUAGGAGUAAUUAUAGCAAAAAAGUUGGAAGUAAAUAGUGGGGAAGAGUUAACAGAUAUGUUAGAAGAUCCUCCAAGCAUAAAAGAUACAGCUGCAAUAACUCCCGCAACUCCAUCGACACCUUGUGCCCCUACUCAAUUCAUACCAGAGAAAAAAUCAAAACAGAAACGAUCUUGUGUUUUGAGCUAAAACUGACCUAAAGCAUUUGUCUCUGCUAUUAUUGCUUCUGCUAAUUGAAGUGUUUGUGAUGUUUUGCGCAUCAAUAGCUCCCUUUAUGAAUUUCAGAAUUAUAGUAUAUAAUAUUGUGACAUUAUUAAUGAAUUAUUUAAAAUAAAAUAAUGGGUUUUUCCAAUGUUUCCAAUAUUAAAGCAAAUUAUCGAUUGCAAUAUAUGUUGCAAACUAAUUUAAAAGCAGUAGAAAGCGCGCAUUAUAUAAAAAAAAUAUUAAUCUCAGUGUUGUUAAUCAACAUUUAGAAAUAAUUUAUGUGUCAAAGUAAAUAUAAAGCUAUUUAAUGAAGCAGAAUAGACUAAAUAAUGUAUUUUUCUAAAUUAUAAAAGCAAAAAUGUCAGACACAUGAAAGGCUCUCUGUUGUGAAAUGCCAUUUAUAUCUAUUAAUAACUUAAUGUGAGAUGCCUAUACAAUACAACUCCGUAUAGUACAUA